Messenger RNA from Symbiodinium pilosum, 1290 nucleotides. The record is from the annotation of a GenBank genome assembly. NCBI's taxonomy places the organism in Eukaryota, Dinophyceae, Suessiales, Symbiodiniaceae.
AUGGCCCCGGACAAGUCCAAGAAGGCAAAGGCGCACGUUGUGGGGCCGGGCGCGGCAGCUCGGGCAUGCUUGAUGCCGCCGACCCAGGACGAGUUGGCCGAGCGGCCCGCCAAGGAGAAGGCUGGCUCCGACCGGCCCCGCGCUCAGUUGACAACGGUGCCCCAGACGCUCGCUGGGACAGUUAUCGCAGCCGCUGGGACCGUUAUCGCAGCUGUCCAGCUGCAGCAAGCCAAGAACGACGCGGAGCGGGCCAAGCGCGACUCAGAGCGGGCCUUCCGCGAGUCACCUGAAGGGCGACUGCAGGAGGCAGUGCGAGCCCUGAUGCGCCCGCGCAUCCCCACCAAGAUGCCCAAGGAGCAGGUCGUGCAGCGCAAGGUCAUUGCAGACAUCAAGAGCAGGAUUAGCUCAUGGGAGGAGCAUGCGACCGUGGUCACCGGCCGCUUCGGCUGCGGCAAGUCGGUGGCCGUGCAAGAGGCCCUCCGCGGCCUUCCGGGCACCUACGUCCACACCGUGGAGAACGCAGAGUGGAAGUCCACCCUUUACGAGAAACUGCACCUGGACGGGCCCGGCAUGCUCGAAGAGCUCUUCACUCGGGUCGCCACGGAGCUGGUUUUGGAUCCCGAGGCCCUGUCCAAGGUGCCGAUCCUGGUGUUGGACAUUCCGCGAGAGACGACCCAAGGCAUGAGUCUCGUGUCGAACUUCGCGAAGGAGAUGUCCACGGACCAGAUGGGCAGCGCGGUGCACGUUAUCGUCUGUGCCUCCUCCGCAGGCACGGCUAUGACCUUCGAUGCUGGAGGUGCCCCGCGACAGGUGAACAUCUGGGUCGAGGAUCUCACUGAGGAGGAGGCUCAGCAGAUGCUGGAGCUGAAGGGGCACGCGGAGGACUGGAAGCAGUUCACGGCCGCUUGUGGCCUCAACGCGUUGGACCUAGCCAUUGCCUGCCGAGACUACACCGGCCCCAGCUUCCUGGAGACGACGAGGCGCCAGCAGGAGGCCACGGCCUAUGAGGAAGCGCUGACUUUCUACAAGGAAUGUAAGAUGCAAAACGUGGACACCGUCUCCCUGGUCGGCGCCAACAUCCUCGAGGCCCUGUUGGCCAACCGCAAACGCGAGGACGGUCAUGGCGUCGGCAAGCCCGGAACGGCCGCAGAGCCGAAGGAGGUCACUCAGUGGAUGAGGCAGAAGGGCUGCCACCCGAUCAUUUGGCAUACAACACACAAGAAGUACAAGUUUGCGUCGGAGCGCCACGCACAAGCCGCGGCCGCAAUUUUGAACCGACGCCGGUGCUGA